Peromyscus eremicus (cactus mouse) is the source of this 2008-nucleotide messenger RNA. It is a transcript of the gene Lamp2, whose product is annotated as lysosomal associated membrane protein 2. The record is from RefSeq and is a predicted model, not a curated record. Bases 8 to 1390 code for a protein of 460 amino acids. The transcript has 9 exons. Lineage: Eukaryota; Metazoa; Chordata; Mammalia; Rodentia; Cricetidae. Gene Ontology annotation, cellular component: membrane.
CGGUCUUAUGACUGGAGCAGAAGCGGCGACUCCAGGCUUUCGCGGUGCUGUGGUCGGUGGUCACCUGGGCUCUCGCUUUCCCAGGGUCUGCGAGGGUGUUCUCUGGCGUUGCCGGUCCGGUCGUCGCCUGCCCUGCGGGAUCAGGAUGCGCUUCCGCCUCACUCCGGUUUCGGGCGCGGGGCUCGUCCUGUUUUGUCUGCUCCUGGGAGCUGUUCAGUCCUAUGCAUUGCAACUUAAUUUGACAGAUUCGAAAGGUACUUGCCUUUUUGCAAAAUGGGAGAUGAAUUUCACAAUAUCAUAUGAAACUACAAACAAAACUGUUAAAACUGUAACCAUUUCAGAACCUCCCAAUGUGACAUAUAAUGGAAGCAGCUGUGGGGAUGACCGGAACAGCACCAAAAUAGUGGUACAAUUUGGAUCCGCAAUCUCUUGGAAAGUGAAUUUUACUAAGGAAGCAUCUUAUUAUUUUAUUGACAGCAUCUUGCUUUCCUACAACACUAGUGAUAGCACAACAUUUCCUGGUGCUGCAGAUAAAGGAAGUGUUCCUGUUAACAACAGUCUUCAGGAAAUCAAAUUUCCAUUGAAUAACAUCUACAGGUGCAAUAGUUUAUUAAUUUUGGACACGGACUCUGUGGUUCAGCGCUAUUGGCAUAUUCACCUACAAGCUUUUGUUGAAAAUGGCACAGUGAGUAAAAAAGAAAAUGUGUGUGAGAAAGACAUACCUGUCACCACUGUAGCACCCAUUAUUCACACUACUGUGCCAUCUCCUACUACGACACCCACUCCAACUCCAACACCUACUCCAACUCCAAAGGUUGGAAACUAUAACGUUACUAAUGGCAAUACUACCUGUCUGCUGGCUACCAUGGGAUUGCAGCUCAACAUCACUGAGGAGAAGGUGCCUUUCAUUUUUAACAUCAACCCUGCUACAACUGACUUCACCGGCAAAUGUCUUCCUCAAACUGCUCAACUUAGGCUGAACAACAGCCAAAUUAAGUAUCUUGACUUUAUCUUUGCUGUGAAAAGUGAAAACCGAUUCUAUCUGAAGGAAGUGAAUGUCAGCAUGUAUUUGGCUAAUGGCUCAGCUUUCAGCGUUUCAAAUAACAACCUUAGCUUCUGGGAUGCCCCUCUGGGAAGUUCUUAUAUGUGCAACAAAGAGCAGAUUGUUUCAGUGUCUAGAACGUUUCAGAUAAAUACCUUUAACCUAAAGGUGCAACCUUUUAAUGUGACCGAAGGAAAGUAUUCUACAGCCCAGGAGUGUUCGCUGGAUGAUGACACCAUUCUAAUACCAAUUAUAGUUGGUGCUGGUCUUUCAGGCUUGAUUAUCGUUAUAGUGAUUGCUUACCUAAUUGGCAGAAGAAAGAGUUAUGCUGGAUAUCAGACUCUGUAACACUAAUCCACAUGUGAUCUCUGUUACAAAAUAAUAUAGCAAGUACAAAUUCCUGUAUGUAAUACUAUUGAAGGUACAUUUAGUUACAGUCCUGCUCUUAGAUUGGGUGAUAUGGUAGAUUUCAAACUUAAACAAAAGACUCCCAAAUACUGUCAACUACAAAUGAGUCAUGUGAUUUUGGUUUCCCUGACCAAGGAGUUUAAAACUUCUAUAGCAAAAGGCAUGUACAAAAUUACCUGGACUGCAAGUUCUGUUUCACUGGCUGGAAUUUGUGUUGCAGUGCUUGACUUACAAAUUUUGAUGAGAAGUUGUACAGUGUAGGAAAAAGCAGGUUUUCUCUGCCUGCAUGAGGUUGAUUUUGGACAACAUGAUCUCAGGAAUUUGUACUUGCUCCUUUUGCAUUGUUUGUGACUUUUAUUUGCAGGUUGACUUAGCUACUUUGGCAUUGCUCCAUAUUGACCUAUGAAGAGAGAGAUAUCAGUAGAUUUGAGCAGAGCCCAGCUGUAUCACGCUCCUGCCAGUAAAUUCUUUUCUUACCCUUUUUGAAUACAUUUGUAUUUAAUGUGGCUGAAAUGACAAAACACAAAAGCUUUUUAAAUUUUAGAAUAGAUGUUAAUC